AUGACGGCAGACGUCUCCGAACACACAGGAGGAGCACAAACCAACGCUGUUUCCUACCUCCGCGCCAUAUAUAAGGCCUCUCUGGGGCCGUGCUCGUUUGUGCUGUCCCGUGGCUUGCCUGGGUUUUUCGAGAGGGCCCGCCGCAGCAAACUGGGAGGCAAGGCGCGCGUCAAGGCGCGCGCAGGCCUGCAGUUCCCCGUGGGCCGCGUGCACCGCCUGCUCCGCAAGGAUCACUACUCGGAGCGCGCGGGCGCCGCGCGGGUGUACCUGGCUGCCGUGCUGAGGUACCUGACGGCCGAGAUCCUGGAGCUGGCGGGUAACAGCAGACAAGAAGAGCGCGUCCUCCCGCGCCACCUGCGGCUGGCCACCCCGAAAGACGAGGCGCUCGGCAAGCCCGGGCCCGUGACUUUGGCGCAGGGCGGCGUCCUGCCCAACAUCUAGGGCGUGCCGCUGCCCAAGACCGAGAGCCGCCACCAGGCUAAGGGCAAGGGAGAGCGGCGGACAGCGCCUGGAGAAAAGAGCCGCCCUGACAUCGCAGCCCCCGCGGCCAGCGCCUCGCCACCGUCCCGGAAAGACCGGGCUAGGAGGCGCCCGGGGCUCCCGUGGGGCCCGACCUGGGGCCCCUGCUUGCUCGUACUUGCAUCCGUCACAGACGGACUUAGUCCCCGCUGCUGCCCCCUGUAGCGUCCCCUCCCCAGGAGGACUGGUGCAAAGAACCUGGAGCUCCAGAAAGUUCCCACUUAAGACGUGGGAGUGCCUGCGUUCUCCAGGGUUGACGAUAUGAGGGCCAACUGUACACAAUGGAAUUCAGUCACAAAAGGAAGAAAAUCCUGUCAUUUGCUGAUGAUGUGGAUGAAUCAGGAUGACAUGCAAAUGUGAUAAGCCAGUCACAGAAAGGUAAACACCAUGUGAUCUAUUUCUACAGACUCUCCCCACUGAAUCAUCCCUGGAAUGUGAGAGGAGAAUGGUGGUUUCAGGGUUAAGGAGAGCUGUGUCACACAGAUGUUUAAAAGACCGCCCAAUUUCUGCAAAAUGGACCAACCCCCUCCUCCUGGUUUCUGGGUUCCCUUAGACUCUGGAUGAAAGUGUCACCUUAGGCAAUAGCAAUUCUGCAGAGAAACAGGUCUGGGCUGUGCUGAGCUCACCAGCACCCCCAGUGUGCAUGUAUGUCCCAGAGGCCUUGAUGCUCAGAGUCAGCCUGGCCUCCCUGAAUAGAUUCUUUCCUGUAUGUUUGUGUUCAAUGACUGGGAAUAUGAAGACUGUCCAUCUCUCCACCACUCUGUCAACAUACUGUUGGAGGCUUUAGCCAGUGCCGAAAGGGGGGAAAAAAGGCCAUGCAAGUGGUAGAAAAAAUAAAACCUAUUUUUAAGAUGAUGUGAUUGUCUGUACAGAAAAUUCCAAGGAACCUUCAAAACAAAUGAACUCACUAACUUCAGAGAAUACAAGAUGGACACAAAAGUCAACUAAUUACACUACUAUCCAUACUAAUGAACAUAUGAAAACUGGAAUUGUCACUAGUUUUAGUGAUAAUUGAAAAUAAAACAAGCAGCACUAUGAAAGCACAGGCAAAGGUUUUAAUGGAAAAGUAAGAGAAAGCAGGAAGGACUCCAGCUUGAGUAGCAACUGAAGGGCACACACUCUGAUAAAGAAGGGUCAGGCCAAUCUCACGGCGUGCUGAGGCAGCAGAUAGAGCUAGGUAGUAUAGGAGACAUCCUGGCCUCAGGCUCACAAGAGACAGCAUAGAAUGCCUUCUGGUUACUGGAGACCACAAGGCACCCUGCUCUCACCGUAUUUCCUUCAGCUGAAGAUGCUGACAACUGUCCAGGGCUCCACAGGCAUCCUGUGUACCCUGGACCACCUCCUCACUGCAUCAAGCUCUGAUUCCUGGAGAGUCUCCUGAUUUUAUAAACUUUAAGUCACUAGGGUUGCCUCUUCCCCAGGUAUGAGGGCUGCAGUUUAUCCUCCUUGGAAGUGAGGCCCUUUCCGCCUGUCCAAAAGCCAUGCUAGACAGUACUCAGAUCCGGACCCCAGGUUCCUAGGCACACACUGCUGCAAAGCCUACAGGCCCCCUGCUCUGGAUACCCAGCAACACCUGGCUCAAACCUUCACCCCUUCCCAAGUACAUUAUUUUGUCCUGGUUUUUCAAUUUAGAUCUAAAAUGUCACAAAAGUCUCAUAUGCAGAGAUAGGGCUUUCCAAGGGCUACUGGAUCAUGAGAGCUCUCACUUUAUCAUUAGUGGAUUAAUCCAUGCUGAGAUCAUAGUUUGAUGGCAUUAUUAGGAUGUAAUGGAAACUUAGGAGUUGGGGUUUAGUUGAAGGGAGUGGGUCCAGGCAGUGUGGUCUUGGGGCCUGUAUCUUAUUCGGGCCCUUUCCUCUCUGCUCCCUGGCUGCCAACUGCUUUCUUUUGCCCAGGCCCUUCCACCUUUGGCAUAGGCCCACAGCAAUGAAGCUGGCCACCAGUGGGCUGAAGCCAUGAGCCAAGAUAAGCCUUUCCUCCUUUCAGUUGCUCCCUCAAUUAUUUGGUCCCACAGACAAAAGUCUAACCAAGCUGACCUCCGCUGGGCUGCACACGUUUGGAGUCUCUGCUCACUUCUUUCCCGCUCCAACACAUUCACACACUUCUGUACCAAAACUUUUCAAAUAGGUGUUGGGUUUAAGUUACAAAACAUGUUUCUUUUUACCAAAUCAAUAAAAAUGAGUCACAGUUUCUAUCCUUUUAUGAUCAGACUUGUGUAUGUUAACUCUCUCCUCAUAAACUAAGUGUAUUCUCUUUAUUUUUGUUUUGUUGAGACAGUAUUUCACUAUGCAGUUCAGACUGACCUUGA
Messenger RNA from Chinchilla lanigera (long-tailed chinchilla), 2824 nucleotides. RefSeq names its product histone H2A type 1-D. NCBI's taxonomy places the organism in Eukaryota, Metazoa, Chordata, Mammalia, Rodentia, Chinchillidae. Gene Ontology annotation, cellular component: nucleosome. The record is from RefSeq and is a predicted model, not a curated record. Gene Ontology annotation, molecular function: protein heterodimerization activity; structural constituent of chromatin; DNA binding.